Rubroshorea leprosula is the source of this 2685-nucleotide messenger RNA. The record is from the annotation of a GenBank genome assembly. NCBI's taxonomy places the organism in Eukaryota, Viridiplantae, Streptophyta, Magnoliopsida, Malvales, Dipterocarpaceae.
GAAAAUGAAAUGAAAACAAACUGCUUCUAAACAAUGAUCAAAUAUCAUGGUUGAAAUCUUUCUCAAGAAAAUACAAGAAUUCAUUUCUUAGCCCCACCUAACACAAACUGAAGCUGAUCCCAAAUGUUAAUAUAAAGCAAAACCAUAUCCGCUGCACACUGCCCACAUUUCCUCUUGUUGUUUCUAGUAAUAACGGUUGAUUUUCCUCAUCAACAGCUACUUUUCAUGCCCCUUCACGUUACUACAGAGUUAUAAUAAAAAACAUACAGGCCAUUUCUUUUCAGGUUGAGAAGUAAAGAAGGGAAAGGAAGGAUUUUGAGCAGACACCCUGAUGGAUUUCAGUUCCUUCUUGACGUCCCUAGGGACCUCCUUCGCUAUUUUCGUCGUUUUGAUGUUUCUUUUCGCUUGGCUUUCGAGGAGGCCAGGAAACGCCGUUGUGUACUACCCAAAUCGGAUUCUGAAGGGUCUGGAUCCAGUUGACGGUGGCUCCGCCCCUCGAAACCCGUUUACUUGGAUCCGUGAAGCAUUGUCUUCUAGUGAGCAGGAUGUGAUUAACAUGUCAGGAGUUGAUACGGCCGUGUACUUUGUCUUCUUGAGCACAGUGCUGGGAAUAUUGGCUUUCUCUGGCUUAGUUCUGCUGCCAGUUCUUCUACCGGUGGCUGUAACUGACCAUGGUGCGAACUCGAACUCAAACUCACAGACUACAAGCAAUGGGACUUUUGGUGACUUGGACAAGUUAUCAAUGGGGAAUAUUGCAGAGAAGAGUCCAAGGUUGUGGGCAUUUCUGGUAGCAACCUACUGGGUUUCUUUCAUCACAUAUUACCUGCUAUGGAAAGCUUAUAAACAUGUUGCUGCACUGAGAGCCGAUGCCUUAAUGUCUCCUGAAGUGAGACCAGAGCAAUUUGCUGUUCUUGUUAGAGACGUGCCAAAAGCCACUGAAGGUCAAAGCAGAAAAGAGCAGGUGGAUUCAUAUUUUAAUGCUAUCUAUCCCGAGACAUUCUACAGAUCUCUGAUAGUCACAGACAACAAAAAGGUGAAUAAAAUCUGGCAAGAAUUGGAAGGUUACAAAAAGAAGCUUGAACGUGCAGAAGUGAUAUAUGCAGAGUCAAAGAAGAAAGGCAAUGCAGAAGGAAUAAGACCAACGAACAGAACUGGCUUGCUUGGUCUCUUUGGUAAAAAGGUUGAUAGCAUAGAAUACUACAAGGAAAAGAUCAAUGAAAUUAUCCCCAAAUUGGAAUCUGAACAAAAGGUUACUGUCCGCGAGAAGCAGCAAUGUGCUGCAAUAGUUUUCUUCACCAGUCGGGUGACUGCAGCUUGUGCUGGUCAAAGUUUAUAUGCCCAAAUGGUUGACCAUUGGACAGUUAUAGAUGCUCCUGAGCCUCGUCAACUUAUAUGGACCAAUCUCACAAUCAAUUUCUUCCAGAGGCAAAUACGGCAGUGUGUUGUGUAUGCCAUUGUGUUUCUGGUCAUAGUGUUUUACAUUAUUCCGAUCACUUUUAUCUCUGGAAUCACAACGCUUGCUAACCUGGAGAAACUUCUCCCAUUUUUAAAGCCAAUUGUCAAAAUUGAUGUCCUUAGGACAGUAUUAGAGGCGUAUCUUCCCCAGCUUGCUCUGAUUAUAUUCAUGGCUUUGUUACCCAAAUUUCUCUUGUUUCUCUCCAAGACUGAAGGAAUUCCUUCUGGGAGCCAUGCAAUAAGGGCUGCAUCUGGUAAAUAUUUUUAUUUCGUUGUGGUGAAUGUCUUCAUUGGAGUUACUAUUGGAGCAACUGUAUUCGAUACAAUCAAGACCAUUGAGAAGGAUCCGAAUUCCGUUGUUACUUUACUGGCUCAAAGCCUCCCAAACAACGCCACUUUCUUCAUCACCUAUGUGGCUCUGCAGUUCUUUGUGGGCUAUGGGCUUGAACUUUCUCGAAUUGUUCCUCUUAUCAUAUUUCACCUGAAGAAGAAGUAUCUUUGCAAAACAGAAGCUGACAUAAAAGAAGCAUGGUUACCUGGAGAUAUCGGUUAUGGGACUAGAGUUCCUGGUGACAUGCUUGUGGUCACAAUUGUCCUCUGCUACUCGGUCAUAGCUCCCAUUAUCAUCCCAUUUGGAGUACUUUACUUUGGUUUAGGAUGGCUUAUUCUGCGGAAUCAGGCACUAAAAGUUUAUGUUCCAUCAUAUGAGAGCUAUGGAAGGAUGUGGCCACACAUACACACACGUUUACUUGCUGCUCUGCUACUAUACCAAGUUACCAUGUUUGGUUACAUUGGUGCUAAGAAGUUCGUCUAUGCUCCAAUCAUAGUUCCACUUGUGAUACUGUCCUUGAUCUUUGCAUUCGUCUGUAGAAAGAAAUUCUAUCCAGCCUUUUGUCACCCCCCUCUUGAAGUUGCUUGCCAUGAAUUGAAGGAAAUUCCAAACAUGGAGCAGAUAUUCAGAUCCUAUAUCCCACCAAGUUUGUGCUCUGAGAAGCUUGAAGAUAAUCAGCAUGAAGAUGCUCUCUCUCGAGCUUCCAGAUCAGUAUCAGUUGUUUGACGUUUGUGCAUUGUUUUUGUUUGGUUGGAGGCAUGAAACAGACAUUUGAAUCUUAGGUUCUCUGUUGAUAGUAUGUUGUGGGAACCCUGCAUAUUACUACUUAGUUUUAUCUAUAACAUGUAUUUAAGGUCGUUUGUAUGAACAUGUCAACAUAUAUUCAGGUUCAUGUCAAU